Nycticebus coucang (slow loris) is the source of this 4363-nucleotide messenger RNA. RefSeq names its product synaptogyrin 1 (gene SYNGR1). NCBI's taxonomy places the organism in Eukaryota, Metazoa, Chordata, Mammalia, Primates, Lorisidae. The record is from RefSeq and is a predicted model, not a curated record. Gene Ontology annotation, cellular component: synaptic vesicle membrane; neuromuscular junction. The coding region runs from base 100 to 804 and encodes 234 amino acids. The transcript is spliced from 4 exons.
GCCACGCCGGCCGCGCGCAGGGGAGGGGGCGGGGAGUCGCGCACGCGCACCAGUCGGCGGCGCGCACCGAGCGGGGGGCACCGCGCGGGUGCAGCCACGAUGGAAGGGGGUGCGUACGGAGCGGGCAAAGCCGGGGGCGCCUUUGACCCCUACACCCUGAUCCGGCAGCCGCACACCAUCCUGCGCGUCGUAUCUUGGCUGUUCUCCAUCGUGGUGUUCGGCUCCAUCGUGAACGAGGGCUACCUCAACAGUGCCUCGGAGGGUGAGGAGUUCUGCAUCUACAACCGCAACCCCAACGCCUGCAGCUACGGCGUGGCUGUGGGCGUGCUCGCCUUCCUCACCUGCCUGCUCUACCUGGCCCUGGACGUGUACUUCCCACAGAUCAGCAGUGUCAAGGACCGCAAGAAGGCCGUCCUGUCCGACAUUGGCGUCUCGGCCUUCUGGGCCUUCCUCUGGUUCGUGGGCUUCUGCUACCUGGCCAACCAGUGGCAGGUCUCCAAGCCCAAGGACAACCCGCUGAACGAAGGGACGGACGCGGCCCGGGCCGCCAUUGCCUUCUCCUUUUUCUCCAUCUUCACUUGGGCGGGCCAGGCUGUGCUGGCCUUCCAGCGGUACCAGAUUGGCGCCGACUCGGCCCUCUUCUCCCAGGACUACAUGGACCCCAGCCAGGACUCCAGCAUGCCUUACGCCCCAUACGUGGAGCCCAGUGCCGGGCCGGACCCCGCCAGCAUGGGUGGCACCUACCAGCAGCCAGCCAACGCCUUCGACGCCGAGCCCCAGGGCUACCAGUCGCAGGGUUACUGAGCCACAGUGAAGUCUGUCCUCCAACUGCCCCUAUGCCUGCACUCACCCUCUUCCCUCUGCACCCAACCCCCUUCUCACUCCCAGGCCACCCUGCCCAGCAGCUCAUCUGCCUCGGAGUUGUCCCACUGAGGUCCAGGGUAGCUUGGGAUGGGGGUGGGGUAGUCAGGUGUUGGGGGGUGUCUACAUGUGUGUGCAAGUGUGUCUGAGGGAAUGUGCCUGGCAAGGGCCUGGAGGGUGGGUGCCGGGGUGUUUGUAUUCGCACAUUGUGUCAUCGAGCAUUCAUUGGGCGCCUACUGUCUGUCAGCCUCUGCUCACAUGGGUGAUGAAAGAGGCAGAAAUGGUCCCUGGAAAGGGGAGAGAUAAGGUGUGGAAGAGGUAGGGAUGGUGGGAAAGACCGUGGCUCAGUUGCAGGACCCUGGGGCUGUCACCUCCAGACCUUCUUGACUUCAUAGCAGUCUAGCCAGGAGUGUCAGGGCUAUCUCCAUUUUAUGGUUGAGGAAACCGAAGUCUGGGGAGGUCAGAGUCACUCGCCCAGGAAACCUCUGUGGAAGUGGGCCAAGCCCUGGCACCUAAUGGCAAGGCGUCGGCUCUUUCCUGGCCUCCCACCUCCUCCCUCCCAAGCUUGUGGCUCAGUGUUACUAACACAGGAGACCUGAGGGACCUCAGCCCCUUGAGACACCAUGAUUCUGUUGCCAGCUAAGGGCCUGUUCUGCCCUAGCUGUCCCCCGCCCCCAAGGGAUGACCUUGCCUGGUGUCCCUCAGUCCACAUCCCCACUGGCCCCUGCCCCUGGCCACCUCUGAGAGGGCCUGUCCUACUUGUUUGUUUCCGUGUACUGCUCUAUGUCUACGCAUCCCACAGGGAGCUCAGUCCAGGAAGCUCUGGCUAUUCCCAUGACCUUCCAAAGGACUGGUCACCGAAUCUGCAUCUAGUAGGACUUGCUGAGCCCUUGUCUGGGGCUGGGUGGGUGAGGAGGCCCAGUUGGGGUGUGAUUGGCCCAAGAGUGCAGUGAGUGAGUGGCAAAGCUGGGCUUGUUGCCCAGGUUUCUUGGCCCCAGCCACCUAAUAGGUACCCCCACUGUCUGCCCUUGUGACCUCCCAGGAAACAGAAUGGAUCUGGGACACUAUGUCAAUCUUUCCUGUCAUCUGGUGUCAGUUAGGGGAUUGGGGGCUGGAGCAGCAAGGGCAUGGGAUGUUCCUCCCCGGCCUUUCCAAAGGCCCACUGAGAGCCAGCCUUCCUACGGGAGGCAGAGUGGAGAGGAUAGGGCUUUGGAAUUAGCAAGGUCAGCUUGCAAGCAUAGCCAUGGGGGUGCACUGCCUCCAAUAUGACACGGGUGAGAGCCCUGCUUGGUAGGCCAGGGAAGACCACGGGCUGUAGGAGAAAGGAUAGCAGGUAACUCCAAAGGCACAAAGAUGGUUGUGGAGCCUAAGGGAGAGGUGGCUCCUUCCAAUCAGGGGCAGGGAGGGAUUCUUACAUAUGGUGGGCUCUUUGCUGAGCCUUAAGGGAUAGGGAGAGAACUGGAGGCCCAGCCCCUGGCUGGCCCCUCAGGGAGCAGAGCAGAAGGGGUGGAGGAUUUGGCACAGUGUUGGGUGUUUCCACCACCAUCACUCCAUCCCCCUCCUAAGAAUGUUUGUUCAUUUGGCACUUUUGGUAUGUAUGGUCCCGGCACUUGAAGAACUUCCAGUCCACCGGGGAAGGUGAAUACUAAAAUAAUAGUACAAAGAGUCCAUUAUAGGUGGAAAGCACUAAACAGGCACAGGCUUGACGCUCCCCUGAAUACUGGCCCUAAGGAUGGACAAGAGUUAAGGGAAGAAGGAACUUCUACGUGGAGAAGUAGAAUCAUUGUCUUCAUUUAAUGAAGGGGAAACUGAGGCUCUGUGAGCACAAGGAAGUUAGCAGUGGAGUACAGAUCUGAACUCCAGUCUGAGUCCUCCCAAGGGGCAGCAGUAAUGGAAGGGGACCCCACAUAGCUGAGUGACAGCUGGUUGCUGCUGGCUUUAUUUUCCAUAUCUGGGAAAGGGGCCUCAUCUAUGGUCUGCCCCCUGGGUGGCCCAAGUGGGGAGACAGCACAGGUGAGUUAUCUGCUACCCUGAGCAGUGAAACCUUGACCAGGCCAGAGGUGAAGGUGGGUGCAGGAAUGUUUCUGGCAGAGGGAAGUUCUAUAUCCAUAACAGGAACCUGUGAGAGGUCCUGCCCCUUGCCCACUCCCACCAAGAUCCUCUUCUGCUAAUGAGCUUUAGAAGACCUCAGGGUGCAACCCACCCAGCUGCUGGUGAUCUUAGGUCACAGGGCAGGGCACUAGUUAAGCUUUGCCUAGUCCUGUAUAGACACUGCAUUUACUAUAGACCCUCCCUGCCAACCCCGGCUAGGAAAGUUUGCAGGACUCCAACAGGAAGUAAGCAUCUCUCACUCUUCCCAGGGUAUGGCCCAGAAGUGCACCCCAGGCAUGAUCCUGCCACCAGGCUGAGCCCUGUCAGGGACCUGCCCAUGAUGGAAAUGAGAGAUGGGGUAAGAGAUGUUCAAGGGCAGGAUUUGGAUGAGACCCUGGGCUCCUUCCUGACUGCCACUGAGAGGUUAAUGAGAAGCCCACUCCUAUUGGCUAAGGACAGCCCCCUAGGGGUCCCAAGGCCAUCCACAGGCCAGUGCUAUCCCAUGUCCCCUUUCCCCUCUCUGCUGCCUUCUCUGCUUCUCCUUUGCUCUCUUGCUCCCAAACCUUUUCUUGGAAAAGGACCCGUGUCAGCCUGACCUUGCAGAGUUUGGGCUCCGUCUUCCCCAUCAAGCACAAGAGAAGGUCCAGGAAACUGGGAUUCCACUCAAGUUCAGAGCUGCGAAGAUCCUUAGAGACAGCAGAGUCUGGGGCAGGCAGAUAGAGACUUGUCCAAGGUCAAGCACAGAGUGAGAGGUUCAGGAGCCAGGUCUUCUGCUUUCGGAGUUAACACCCUGUGCAAUUACAGAUGGGUCUUGUCUGGUGUUUCCUUAGCCACCUAUAAGAGUGGAGCUAAUUCCCAGGGGACUAUGGUGAUUCUUGAUCUUCAAAGAUUCUUGGGGGCCCUAGGUUUCCUCAAGUAAGCAAGAAUCCUCACCUGUUAGCCCUGGAAGACCCCCCCACCCCCAACCUUGACCCAAGACCCUUUUGGUUCUCUGAGGAGCACAAGGGGGGCACCCUUCCCAAGAAUUUAUGGGAGGAUAACUGGUCCAGCUGUCUCCCAGCGCUGCCCCGACCUAACUCUUCCCAUCCCUUGGUGCCCACAGCCCUUGUCUGGGUACCCUGGCCCCUCCCGCAGCGUUACUGCCUGUGUAUAGUAUAAAUAUAUAUAUUUUCUAUAUAUAAAAUGUAUAAUAUAAGGCUCCACAAAUAUAUGUGUGUGUGCGUGUGUGUGGUGAAGGGUGGUCCCCAUCCUAGGCUCCCUCUCCAAAACCCCCAACACCUGGUUAAGUCUCUCAAGAGUGAGUUCAGUGACCUCAUGGCACCCUCGUUUAUGACAUCCAUCCAUUCGUGGUGAACCAAGUGAAGGUGGUGACUUCUGGUGACCCAGUAAUAAAGUGAAGACUCAGAACCCA